This is a messenger RNA of Austrofundulus limnaeus, 2002 nucleotides long. RefSeq names its product WD repeat domain 21 (gene wdr21). Gene Ontology annotation, molecular function: protein binding. The coding region runs from base 368 to 1864 and encodes 498 amino acids. The record is from RefSeq and is a predicted model, not a curated record. Lineage: Eukaryota; Metazoa; Chordata; Actinopteri; Cyprinodontiformes; Rivulidae. Gene Ontology annotation, cellular component: Cul4-RING E3 ubiquitin ligase complex. The transcript is spliced from 13 exons.
GUUUUUUUUUUCACAUCAAAAUCCAAGUUAUGGGAAAAUAUUAGUAUUCGACCUGUUUUGUAAUUUCCGAGUUUCAUUAAACGCCACAUCACUGUGAAAGCGAUAGCUCGAGAGGUUUGACAAUUGUAUUUUACUAUUAGUAAUACUAAUUUAUUAAAAGUUAUAAGUUUUUAUCCUUAACCGUGUUUAGCAAUAUUAUACAGCAGUCGUUAUAAAUAACAUUUUAAAAGUAUAUAAUCAGCAUUUAACGCGUUUCCACAACUCCGAAGCUAACGUGUUGCUAACUAGCUAAACAAGUAAACACGCUGCACCUCGUCGCCGAGAACGUGAUGUGACAAAACUGACUCUGGGAGCCAAGAAAAAAAGGAUGGGAAAGUGGAACAGGAAACCAGGUCGUCGCCAGGGGUGGCACAGAAGCACCCGUCAAACUCGAGGCGACGAACAGUGGUAUGAUAAUAAUGAAGCAGGACCAUCAAACAGAGCUUCGAGCUCUGAUCACCAGUCUUCCUCUAAAACUAGCAAUGCAGCACCAGAGCUGCCUGGUUUCUACUUCGACCCGGAGAAGAACCGCUACUUCCGUCUGCUGCCCGGACACAACAACUGUAACCCACUGACCCGGGAGCAGCUGCGAGAGAAGGAACGGGAGAAACGGAGGCAUGAGAUGCUCGCAGAAGAUGACAAGCCCAGAAAAAAAGCGCCGAGAACAGGACUGAACACUUCGCUGCUGCUGCAGAAAAGACAUCUCGGGCUGCUACCGGAGAACUCCUACAGCAGGCUCAUUCACGAGGUGAAGGUCAGCGGGAUGAGGCGCCACAAGCUGGAGAUCCGGAUCACAGACAACAGCAACCCGAACGCCCACAACUUCCGCCUCAUAGUGGGGGACUCGGCGUGCGAGCGAGUGUUCACGGUCAACGACGUGUCUCACGGCGGCUGCCAGUACGGCAUCAUGAACUUCAGCAGCAGCAGCCRGGGCUCUCUGUCGGUGGAAAUGUGCGAUAACCUGUACUUCACCAACCGCAAGGUGAAUUCCAUCUGCUGGGCCUCYGUCAACUACCCCGACUCUCACAUUCUGCUGUGUCUGGUGGGAGCGGCCGACACCCCCGGCUGCGUCAGUUUACUCCCCGCUUCGCUUUUCAGUAACUCCAACCAAGAUCAGCCUGGGAUGCUGUGUAGCUUCAAAAUAUCCACAGCCUGGUCRUGUGCUUGGUGCCUCAACCCACAGUUUGACAAGACUUUCAGCACCGGUUUGUCCCGCCGUGUCAUCGUGAAAGAYGCCGAGACGGCGCGAACGCAGACGUACGGCGUCGGCACCGACGUUUUGGCUCAACACUUCGCCCACAGAGUUCCCGUCCUGUUUAACGGCUGCAGAUCGGGGGAGAUCUUCAGCAUCGACCUGCGGCAGCGCGGCCGCCGGGAUCACGGCUGGAAGGCCAGCCGCUUCCAUCACCAGUCUGCCAUCACCGCCGUGCGAGUUCUGCAGGAUGAGAACUACCUGCUGGCUGCCGACAUGCUGGGCCAGAUCAAGCUGUGGGAUGUGCGUGUAACAAAGCCAGUGCAGGAGUACAAAGGGCAUCACAACGAGCACGCCUACCUUCCCAUCCACGUCAACGAACGCGAAGGACUUCUUUUAGCAGCGGGUCAGGAUUGCUACACGAGGAUUUGGAGCCUAAAGGACGGUCAUCUCCUCAGGACCAUCCCGUCGCCCCAUCCAGCUGCAAAUGACAUGAUCCCGAACGUGGUCUUCUCCUCAAAUUUGGGUGGCUGCAGGGGGCUCCCAGGGCUGCUCAUGGCUGUCAAACAUGACCUGUACUACUUCCCAUACAACACCGACUACCAGGAGGGAGAAGAGCUGAGAGAGGGAUAACAUCUCCUUUUGUUUUGUUUCAUUAAAAGGUCGGAGCUAGAUGGUUUUAUCUGAAUCAUUCAAGGGAUCCACGAUUAGUUGUAACAUUAAACUUUAUUAAACAUUUACUUUAACUGUAAAAUAAAGACUGUAAAAAUA